AUGGCCGACGGCGCCGCCGAACAGCGCCAGGACAGCCCCGUCGAAAAACAAGAGACAGAAGAUGACGGGUCGCCCGCAGGUGUGAACAUCGGUCGCUUUGAGUCGUUUUUUUACCACCAGCCGCCAACGGUCGCGCGACCGGUGCUAGUCGCAGUUGUGAACGAGCCUUUAUACAGACCGGCACUGUGCGGGGUUCGCAGGCAGUCCGGCCUGUUGUCGUGCCGGCUGUUUGCGGUCAUCGCGGGCGCAGUGUUCAUGGCGCUGGUGGUCCUGUUUGGCGUCCCCAAGGACGAGCAGCAGCAGCGCGGACUAUCGACAGCCGCACGUCCCAACCUCCCUUCUGUGCCGAACGCCCAUCAGCCAGGGGCCUGGUCCAAUUUUUCGGGAAGCUUCUCUCUGGCAGACGGACGCAUCGCCGCGGGCCGACAAGACAAGCUGAACACUCCUGGCACACAAAACGGACAGCCCACACAAGCACGCCCGCUGCUGUGCGUGGUGUCUCGAUCGCUGAACAACCCGAUCCAGUACCCACGACAGCACUGCACGCACAUCGUCUAUCGGGACGUAGCCUUCAACCCGACUACCGGACAGUUCACCCCGGUGAAUUCGCCUACUUUUGUGGCGCUUCGGAUGUUGGUCGAGGUGACGAAGCAAAAGGCGCUGGUGGCUGUGGCUAACUUGGAGCAUCAUCGGUCACCCGACAAAGCGCUCCGACUGGCCACUGCUUUGGUCAAGUGGGUGCCAUCAUCAGGAUUCCAUGGCGUGGCUGCGCUCGGCAUCGACAGUAGUUCCGACAAGCUCCCAGACUUGGGCCCGUUAUUCAAGGAGCUGCACGAUAGCUUGAAGCCGGAGAAUCUCGAAUUUCUGGCUGCCGUGCAUGUUCGCGACUGGGACAUUCCCUCGAGUCUCGUCGUUGGUCGGCUCGCUGCUAUUGCACCGUACCUGGACUACCUGGUCUUCGAGACGCACUACGAUAACCGCUACAACAUCUGCCACAUUGCUUACUCGUCAGUCUUCUACUCGACCGGUGCACAACCAUCGCCCAGCGUACCCAUCGGUCAGGCAUUAACGUGGAUGAGCAGCCUGCUGAUGGAUCAGCGGCAGUACGCCACCACCUGCUUCUCGAUCAGCAUGGGCGCCGUCGUGUUCCGCGAUGCGACGGAGAUGCGCGGAUACUGCUCGGGCAGCGACCUCGUCUCCUACAUGCAGGUGUGCAAGGGUGCUGAGUGGCGGCCCGCCUCGACGGUGGCCAAGUUGGAUGCGCUGUCCGUGCUGCGGCUCGGCCACGGCCGCGUGGAGAGCCACGAGGAUGACCCGCUGCUCUCCAGCAAAGUGAGCCACGCGCUGGCCAACUACCCGCGGGCCUGCGUGGUCGCGUACGAUGUCGAUCUCGACGACUACGAGGGACAGUGCGACACCGAGCCGUUCUCCAGGCUGCGGAACCUCCGCCAUGCUGAAGUCCGUAAUGACCCACAGAUGGCGGCGCAGACCUUGGCAAAGUCACCCGAUGACGAACUAAAGAAGCGCUGCAUGCCGUAUGGAAAGGAGAACAAGCGUCCGCUGGUGUGCGUGCUGUCUGACCGCAUCGAUGUCGACCGUAACGUGUCCAAGCUCUUCUGCACUCACAUCGUGCUCUCGCUGCGUCGCUACGGUCGGCUGGACGCUCUGCAGGACAUCACCAAAGAGUACGUGGCGCAGCUGCGCAGCGCGGCACCGUCGGGCGCCUGCAUUCUGGUGGCGCCGCACGAGAGUGCGCUCGAGCAGAGCCACGAAGGCGAAGCCGUGCGCCUGGCCGAGGCCACCGCGGUGCAGCUGAAGGGAAAGGAGAUCGACGGGCUUGCGUUCCUGCAUGUGGCCCGCACUAGCGCUGCACUCGUCGAACUCGGACCCACGCUCGAGGUUCUGCACGAAACCUACAAGGCCGCCAAUCUCUGCCUGGCUCUGGAUCUCCAAAUUCUUGACCCGAGCACUCCAGCCGAAGAAGUCGGAAAAUCUAUUUCGCUUGUGGCCAAGCACGUUGAUUUGCUCGUGGUGAACACGCACUACCCGGGUCGCAUGGACCCAUGUCGGGCGAUGCCACUAGCCUCUGCGAUACAGCCGACCCGGUCCUGUAUUCCCACCGUGGCUACAGACACUGCCGUGCAGUGGCUCAAGGAUGUGAGCGAGAAGGGCCUCGCACUGAUCUGCCUCUCUGUGGACUUGCGCGUCCUCCGCUUCCGCACGUACGGCACGGCGGCACCAUUUGGCUCUUGCCGACGCGAGGAGGCGCUGGACUUCCCAAAGGCCUGCACUGGUGGUUCCUGGACGCAAGUGCACAAUGUUUCGCGUGACAGCCCCAUGUGGCUGGAUGGUUACAACCUGCAGACUUACGACACGGCAAGCUCCCUUUCAGAGAAGGUUCGGUCGCUGCUUCCCCUUCCGAACGCUGGCAUCGCUGCCUUCAACUUGGACUACGAGGACUACGCUGGGGUCUGCGAUGGUGGCGUCCCUCAGGCCCGUCUCAUGUCACUUAGGGCGGCACUCGACGAGGAAAACAUCACUGCCCAGACUACUCUAACACUUGAGGCUACAGAGCGUCCACUCGUGUGCGUGCUGUCUGCGGACGUGAAGAACGAGUCCCGCGUGCCGUCAUCCCACUGCACGCAUCUGGUGCACGAAGGCGCUCGAUACGUCGUACCCGACGAGAAGCUCGUCAUCCCCGAGAGCACGGUCAAUCUCGCCACGAACCGGAGCGAGCAGCGCCACUUGGUUGGACUAAACGGCAACGAGAUGGUGGACUUGCUCAUGAUGGCCGACGACAGGGAACGACGCGAAAUCGCCGCCAGGAUGGCCUCCGCCGUGCUUGACGCUAAGAUGCAAGGACUCGCCAUCCUCAACUUCAACAGGACGUCAAAGACGAUUGCUAACUUUGGAAGUGUGCUCGAGGUGAGGAUGUCCUCUGCGCACUUCUCGCAGCGGAGUCUUUAUCUAAUGCAGACUAUACGGAGCGUCUUCGCUAAGGAGCUGACUAUCAUAUUCGGUGCUGAAGUUCUGGACUUCAGCCUACCAGCUGAGAUCAUGGGACAGCGCCUGACAAAAGCAGCUAAACACGUGGACAUCUUCAUCCUGCAGACGCACUACCGGCGUCCCCGAGGUUAUUGCCGCGUCACCUACCCAUCGACAUACAGAGGAGAUACGCCACUCGUUACAUUGUCGGCAGCCGCUGCGUGGGCCCGGGCUAUGGAGACCACCAGCCGUGUGUGCCUCUCCUACACGAUGGGCGUGCUUCAGUUCCAAAAGGGAGACGCCAUGGGACCGGCCGCAUGCGACAACGUUACCCUCAUUGACCGGGCCGAGGCGUGCGACGAGAAAGACUGGGAAGUGGACGCAAACAAUACCAAAACUCUUUCCGUCAUUCGCAAGAAAGACAAAUUCAUACAGACGUUUGAAUCGCCAGAAUUCCUGGCCGCAAAGGUUUCACGAACGUUCAGCGAAAAUCCAGGGAGCUGCGUGGCCUUGUUCAAUGUCGAGCUCGAGGAAUCAACGGGCAGCUGCGGCAACACGCGCGCGCGCAAGUUCGCCCGCCUCGCGGUUGUGGCUGAGAAGUACAUUGAGCUCGACAGCAGGACCAAGUUCAAACAUCAGCUCCUGCCCAUGCUGACGAAAGUUGUGCCCAAUGACACCGCCUCCAAUUUAGCAGAAAAAAGACCGUUCGUGUGCCUGUUCAGCUCCUCGUGGACGAAUGCAAGCAUCAGCCCGGUUCCUUCACAGUGCACCCACGUGGUGCUCAGCGCCGAACCUCUGGACGCACCGAUUUUGGCUGCGAACAGAAGUGAGUGCUUUCCUUUAGACACUGAGCAGCUCACGUCGUUGUAA
Molecule: messenger RNA, 3855 nt
Organism: Rhipicephalus sanguineus (brown dog tick)
Lineage: Eukaryota; Metazoa; Arthropoda; Arachnida; Ixodida; Ixodidae
Exons: 31
Coding region: 1-3855 (1284 amino acids)
Source: RefSeq, a predicted model, not a curated record